Messenger RNA from Populus nigra (black poplar), 1584 nucleotides. RefSeq lists its product as uncharacterized. The record is from RefSeq and is a predicted model, not a curated record. NCBI's taxonomy places the organism in Eukaryota, Viridiplantae, Streptophyta, Magnoliopsida, Malpighiales, Salicaceae. Gene Ontology annotation, cellular component: cytosol. Bases 347 to 1174 code for a protein of 275 amino acids. The transcript has 2 exons.
GUAUAAUUAAACUUUUUUUUUUCAGCUUGUAAUUGUACUAAACACUCUCUCUCCACCCUAACAAAUCUCCACCGCUGCUUUCACUGUUCACACUUCUUAUUAUCUCACAAAUUUUCUAUCAUUUUCUCGGGAAAAUUCCAGCUGAAGAUUCUGACUUCAACAUAUACUUUCAGAUUGAUUGGUACUCGGAAGAAUCCGAGAGAAAGUUGCCCCGAUCCAGCUGGCCACGCUCGCAGCAUCUCAUUCACACGUGAACCUACGCGCCGCCUCCACUCCGAGACGGUUCCCUGCUUCCUCCUUGCAGGUACGCUUCUUAUCAUCUUUCAAUCGCACCGUGACUGUAAGGAUGGCUCUCCCUCCGUCUGCCCAAAACCCAGUUGUUGAGCAGCAGAAAGUUACAAUAUCAAACAAACAUGGUGAAAAACUGAUAGGCUUAUUACAUGACACUGGAUCCAACGACAUGGUUAUAUUAUGCCAUGGUUUUUGUUCCACAAAGGAAAACGAUAUCAUGGUGAAUCUUGCCAAGGCAUUAGAAAAGGAAGGAAUCUCUGCCUUCCGUUUCGACUUGGCUGGAAAUGGGGAAAGUGAAGUUUCAUUUGCAUAUGGAAAUUACUGGAGAGAGGCUGAUGAUUUACGUGCUGUAAUCGAACACUUCCGCGGAGCAAGCCCAAGCAGAGGCAUAAGUGCAAUUCUUGGGCAUAGUAAAGGAGGCGAUGUGGUGCUCCUAUACGCUUCAAAAUAUCAGGAUAUCAGCACAGUUUUCAAUGUUUCUGGCCGUUAUGAUCUGAAGAGAGGCAUUGAAGAACGAACUGGAAAGGGUUUUAUGGAAAAGAUCAAACAAGAUGGAUUCAUUGAUGUUAAGGAUGGAACGGGGAGUGUCAUUUAUCGUGUGACCAAGGAAAGUCUGAUGGAUCGCCUGAAUACUGAUAUGCAAGAAGCAUGUCUUGCGAUCAAGAAGGAUUGCAGGGUCUUCACCAUUCAUGGUUCUGCUGAUGAAAUCAUCCCAGUGGAGGAGGCGUUAGAGUUUGCCAAGAUCAUACCAAAUCACAAUCUACACAUCAUAGAAGGAGCAAAUCAUUGCUACACUUCACAUCUAACUGAGUUAGCAUCUGUUGUGUCGAACCUCAUGAAAGCAACCUUAAAGCAGGGCAACGAUACCGUUAGAGGCACUUGAGGGUCUCGUUGCUGUGGUUAAUCGUGUGACUUGUUCUGUUUCUGUCCCGGGUUUUGAUUUUCUAUGUGCAUACCUAUCACCUCCGCGGUACCUAAUUUGUUCCUGGGCUUGCAGAAUGUCUAGUAGACUGUGGGGAAUAGUUGUGGUGCACGCAAGCUGGCUCGGACACCUCACGUGGAAAGAAAAACAAAAAAAAAAGAUACCCCUUAGAGCUCGGUAAUGAUGUGCAUCAAGAUAUAAAAAUGAUACCCUAGAUGGCAGUUGAUCCAGGAUAGUGUGGUUUUCGCUUUUUUCAUGCUGUUUUUUCCAAGAAUUGCUGGGUUUGUCAAGGUCUAACUUUUUAAUGUGCUUGUAUUUUCUGGUGGGUCCAUCUAUUAAUAAUACAAGCAUUUAAUAUCAUUAGGAAACAA